Tripterygium wilfordii is the source of this 3252-nucleotide messenger RNA. RefSeq names its product putative pentatricopeptide repeat-containing protein At3g13770, mitochondrial. Gene Ontology annotation, molecular function: zinc ion binding; RNA binding; protein binding. Bases 948 to 2894 code for a protein of 648 amino acids. The record is from RefSeq and is a predicted model, not a curated record. Gene Ontology annotation, biological process: RNA modification. The transcript is spliced from 2 exons. NCBI's taxonomy places the organism in Eukaryota, Viridiplantae, Streptophyta, Magnoliopsida, Celastrales, Celastraceae.
CCUCCUAAUCCCUUUGACCCAGUCAAACUCUUCCACGUCCUCACUCUCUUUUUAUCCGUUGCUGACUUUGGCGCCAUCGGCGAUGCACUCCACUACGACACUGCCGCCAUCCAAUCCGCCGUUGACGCGUGUAACUAUACACAUGCCACGUAACCUUCCGGCCAGGCAGGUACCUAACCGCUACCAUACGCUUCAGAUCUGGCGUCGUGUUGGAGAUUCAGAAGAACGCGACCGUCCUCGGGGGCACGAAAUUGGAGGACUACCCACCGGAGAUGGAGAGGUGGUAUGUGAUAUUGGCGGAGAACGCGACCGACGUGCAGGGUGGAGAACGUGAUAGGUUUUGAUGUUAAAAAUGUAAAUAUGUGGUGGUCUGAUGAUCAUAGAAGAAGGCAGUGGAAUAAUCCCCUGGAUUUCAGGCCUUCAACUGUAGAUGGCAUCUCAUUUAUUAAUUUUCAUUCAGAUUCGUACCAACAAUAAGAGAAGACCACCCAAGAACUCUGCUUAAAUUCUUCGACGAAUGUACUGCAGUCAAAUUCAUGAUUAUUUUCACGAAAUUUUUUUACCAGAAAAAGGUGUUGUAACCAUUGACAGCCUCCUGAAAUGACCAUGGACUGGAAAUUGUGUUUUCUGCUACAGCUUUGUUGGAAUUCCUUAGCCACUGAUAGAAUAUGAACAGAUGAUACCUGCGAAAGCAAUUGAACUCUAGGUUUUUUGACCUUUUUUUGUUGAUCUGGUCUUGGUACCUAGGCAAAACAUGAAUAUUAGAUUGAAAAUUCACAUUUCUAUACUUUCAUCUCUGUUCUAUGAAGCAUCAGAGAUCGAAUGGCACCGAUGCGUUAUAUGAUUUGCUCGAAAGGAACUUCCUUCCCUUGGUGCCUUGUUUUUUUUAAAGAAAGUCCCUUCAUGCCUUUUUCUUUUAAAAAAAUUCCCUUGAUGCUUUGUAUAUAAUGGAACCCCUGUGGGGAAAAAGAAACAGCCAAGUAAGAAUGCUCCGAGAACCCACUUUCUUUACCCAUAAAGCAAAAUAUGCAUUUUUUUCUACCCGUAGAAUAACUAUCUGCUCCGGCCCGCCAAACCCAACAUAUUUCAAAAGUCUAUGCUCUAACGGUCAAUUAAAGGAGGCCUUAUUCGAAAUGGCCAUUAAAGGCCAUGAAAUGAAGUUCCAUGGCUAUAAUGCGCUCUUAGACGAGUGCGUCAACAGAAGAGCCCUUAGACAUGGCCAAAGAGUCCAUGCCCACAUGAUCAAAACCCAUUAUCUCCCCUCUGUGUAUCUUCGAAAUAGGUUGAUUAUUUUCUAUUCGAAAUGUGAGUGCUUGGAUAAUGCACGUCAAGUGCUUGACGAAAUGCCUGAGAAAAAUGUAGUUUCUUGGACAGCUAUGAUUUCCGCUUUUUCUCAGGGAGGGUUGGCUUCGGAGUCUUUGAGUCUAUUUUUACAGAUGCUGAAGUCAGAAUCAGAACCUAACGAGUUCACCUUUGCAACUGUACUUACUUCUUGUCUGGAUGCUUCUGGGCUUGAAUUGGGAAGGCAAAUCCACUCUCUUAUAAUCAAGAAAAAUUUUGAUUCCCAUAUAUUUGUUGGGAGCUCACUUCUUGAUAUGUAUGCUAAAUCUGGUGAAAUCCAUGCAGCUCGUGGAGUUUUUGAAUGUUUGCCAGAAAGGGAUGUCGUCUCUUGCACUGCCAUUAUUUCUGGCUAUGCCCAGCUUAAUCUUGAUGAGGAAGCAAUAGAACUAUUUCGAAGGUUGCAAAGGGAAGGAAUGAGUUCAAAUUAUGUCACAUAUGUCAGUGUUUUGACUGCGUUAUCUGGUCUUGCUGCACUAAAAUAUGGGAAGCAAGUCCAUGGUCAUGUGCUUAGGUGCAAACUGCCCUUCUAUGUCAUUCUUCAGAACUCUCUGAUUGAUAUGUACUCAAAAUGCGGAAGCCUCACUUAUGCUAGAAGAACCUUUGAUAAUAUGCCUGAGAGAACUGUUAUCUCAUGGAAUGCAAUCCUUGUGGGGUAUAGUAAGCAUGGAAUGGCAAAAGAGGUGGUUGAGCUUUUCAAGUUGAUGAGAGAAGAAAAUAGGGUGAAGCCGGACAGCGUCACUUUUUUGGCUGUUUUAUCUGGCUGCAGCCAUGGAGGGAUGGAGGAUAGAGGGCUUGAAUUUUUUAAUGAGAUGAUGAGUGGAAAGGAUGGGUUUGAGCCAGAGACUGAGCAUUACGGGACUGUUGUUGAUUUGCUUGGGCGUGCUGGCCGAGUAGGUGAGGCUCUUGAGUUUAUCAAGAAGAUGCCUUUUAAACCACAUGCAGCUAUUUGGGGUUCCCUUUUAGGUGCUUGUAGGCUUCACUCAAAUCUUGAGAUUGGUGAAUUUGUAGGUCGUCGCCUUUUAGAAAUCGAGCCUGAGAAUGCUGGGAACUAUGUCAUUCUUUCCAAUUUAUAUGCUUCUGUAGGGAGAUGGGAAGAAGUGAAAACUGUUAGACAUUUAAUGAAGGAGAAGGCUGUGAUAAAGGAACCAGGAAGAAGCUGGGUUGAGGUUGACCAAACCCUCCAUACUUUUCACGCAAGUGAUCGCUCCCAUCCAAGAAGGGAAGAGGUGUUUGCAAAGGUCAGGAAAUUAUCUGCUAGGAUGAAGCAAGCUGGCUAUGUUCCUGAUUUAAGCUGUGUUUUACAUGAUGUGGACGAGGAGCAGAAGGAGAAGAUUCUCCUAGGCCACAGCGAGAAGUUGGCUUUGGCGUUUGGUCUAAUGGCUACACGCGACAGAGUACCAGUGCUUGUGAUUAAGAACCUUCGCAUUUGUGUUGAUUGCCACAAUUUUGCUAAAAGUGUGUCAAUGGUUUAUGGAAGAGAAGUGUCUUUGAGGGAUAAAAAUCGAUUCCAUCAUAUAGCUGGGGGAAUCUGUUCUUGUGGGGACUACUGGUGAAAUGUUAAUCCCUUUUGAAUAUCAGCACUGAAAACUCUGAGGGGUGGAGGAGAAUGUGACUCUGCGGAUGGCUGGAGAAGUCUAGCUUUUCGACUUUACCGUGAAACGGAUGGCACUGGGAUGAUCAAGGAAAGAUAAAAAAUAGAUAUAUAUUUUCACCUCGGAUGGGUAACUUUCUUGGAGAAAAACUUCCUGUUCAAUGUUAAGCCGUUGAGAAUGAUGAUGGGUUCUCAUUAAAGGCCAGAUAUGUGUUAUGGGAAAUACAUGAUAUGUACGAUGUCUUUUUGGUAGUAUUAUCGUAUAUAUUAUAUGAAUAUGAUUUAAGAUGAAAUAUCAACAACUUGAAUUUUUUUUCCUA